AUGGAGUCGUCAAGAAUCUUUGUGAAGAACCUGCCGCCAACGAUUUCUGAAGCCGAGUUUCGCAAACACUUUUCGGCUCUGGGACGAGAGGUCACUGAUGUCAAACUCAUCCCAAACCGCCGGAUCGGGUUUAUUGGUUACAAGUCACACGAAGAUGCAGCAAGGGCGGUCACGUACUUCAACAAGUCCUUUAUUCGCAUGUCCAGAAUAGCAGUCGACUUGGCGAAACCGCAUCCUCUUUCCAAUACCGGUGCUCCGGGGGUAGAAUCAGCCGAAGAUGCCAACCCUAAGAAGAGGAAGCGGCAGGCCCUUGAUGAGGCUGACCCUAAGCUGCAAGAGUAUCUUGAGGUUAUGGGGCAUCCAACCAAAAAGUCAAGAGACAAAGACGGGCUUGAUGGCGCCUUUGAGCCUGCCUCGACAGCCUCUAUCCCUCCAACUGCACUAGAUGCCGGCGAAAGUGAUGAUGAGUACGAGGACAUCCCAGUCCUCUCAUCGAAGACGCCGAUACCUGCUGAUGUCGACGGCCCCGCACCGCCUACUGCGGAUAGCCAGCCUUCAAUACCCGCACCAACGGAUGAAGGUGCAAGGGAAGCGUUGCAAGUACCUGCAAAUGCAACAGAUGACGAUUGGCUUCGCUCAAGAACAAAUCGUCUGCUGGACUUGGUGGAUCCAGACGACCCAGGCUUUCCCACACGGCCUGCACCAUCUGCAUUCGUGGAAGAGUCUGGGUCCGAGCUGCAGGAACAGUCCCAAGGCGGCCCUGGCACUAGUGUAGAUGGACUGGAGAAGCCUGUUGGCAAUGGCGAAAAUCCCGAAGAUGCUGUCAAGCUGGUCGAGAAGACCUCGCGGCUCUUUCUACGCAAUCUCAGCUAUGCUGCCACGGAAGACGAUCUCAGAGAGCACUUUGGCAAGUUUGGCAGUCUCGUAGAGGUCAAUAUCCCGCUGGACAACCGGGGCAAAGGCAAGGGUUUUGCCAUGAUUCAGUAUGAGCGCCCUGAAGCGGCAGUUGCCGCAUUCCUAACAGACGGCUCAACCUUCCAAGGCCGGAUAAUACACAUACUCCCGGCUGCUGCAAAAAGGGAGAACAAGCUCGACGAAUUUGCAAUUUCCAAGCUGCCGCUCAAAAAGCAGCAGCUCCUCAAGAAGAAGGCCGAAGCAGCAUCCAGCACCUUCAACUGGAAUUCGCUGUUUAUGAGCCAAGACGCAGUGAACACAGCUGUAGCAGAACGCCUCGGUGUGUCCAAACAUGAACUCUUGGACCCGACGGACGCCUCUGCUGCUGUGAAACAGGCCGUGGCUGAGACCACCAUUAUCCAGGAAGCCAAGGCGUAUUUCGCCUCUCACGGGGUGAAUAUCGAGGCAUUCCGAUCUCAGCAGCGAGGUGAUACCUCGAUACUUGUCAAGAACAUCCGGAACGCCUCGAUUGAGGAACUCAGGAGCCUCUUUGAGGAACAUGGUACGGUGCUAAGGGUGCUGAUGCCGCCGAGCGGCACCAUUGCCAUUGUUCAAUUCGCCCAGCCGGCAAGCUGCCGUGCUGCCUUCUCAAAGAAGGCCUAUUCACGGUUCAAGGACUCUGUGCUGUUCCUUGAAAAAGGCCCAAAAGAGCUCUUCAUAGACCCUGCUGUCCCACAGGAGCAUCGGCCUGCUGGCCUGCAGAAGCCGUCCGUUGCCGAGCUGCUGGAACAGGAUGACGGUGAGGACCAGCUCGAGACGGCUUCCUUAUUCGUCCGCAAUCUCAAUUUCUCCACUACCACGGAGGGCUUGACCAACGCUUUCAAGCCCUUAGACGGGUUUGUGAGUGCAAAAAUCAAAACUAAGAUGGAUCCGAAGCGCCCAGGCCAGCUGCUUAGCAUGGGUUUCGGCUUCUGUGCCUUCAGGACCAAGGAGCAGGCGCAAGCAGCUCUCAAGGUCAUGGACGGCUAUGUUCUGGAUGGCUACAAGCUCAUAGUCAGGGCAUCCCACAGAGGCCAUGAUGCUGCCGAGGAGCGUAGGCGCGAGGAGCUCGCCAAGAAGGCGGCCGCGCAACGGACCAAGAUUGUCAUCAAGAAUCUUCCGUUCGAGGCAUCCAAAAAGGAUGUACGUGCACUCUUUAGCACAUACGGUAAACUCGUUGCACUUCGCCUCCCCAAGAAGUUCAAUCACACCUCACGCGGCUUCGCUUUCGCCGAGUUCUCGACGGCAAAGGAGGCAUUCAAUGCUCUCACUGCGCUCAAGGACACUCAUCUCCUUGGACGGCGGCUGGUUCUCGACUUUGCGGAAGCCGAUGAGGUCGAUCCCGAAGAGCAGAUCAAAGCCAUGGAGAAGAAGAUACGAGGACAAGUGAACAAGGUUGCCCUGCAGCAGCUUACAGGGGGAGGGAGAACCAAGGUCAAUAUCGGAGAUAACGACGAAGAUGAACCAUGA
Canariomyces notabilis is the source of this 2403-nucleotide messenger RNA. Its product is annotated as RNA-binding domain-containing protein. Gene Ontology annotation, cellular component: nucleus. The record is from RefSeq and is a predicted model, not a curated record. NCBI's taxonomy places the organism in Eukaryota, Fungi, Ascomycota, Sordariomycetes, Sordariales, Chaetomiaceae. Gene Ontology annotation, molecular function: mRNA binding. The transcript is spliced from 3 exons. The coding region runs from base 1 to 2403 and encodes 800 amino acids.